This is a messenger RNA of Rodentolepis nana, 435 nucleotides long. NCBI's taxonomy places the organism in Eukaryota, Metazoa, Platyhelminthes, Cestoda, Cyclophyllidea, Hymenolepididae. The record is from the annotation of a GenBank genome assembly.
AUGCCUGCACGUUGCGUUUCGAAUGUCCAUCUCUACGAGAUUCAAGAACCUCGUCCUUGUACCCAAUGGAGAGAACAGCCGGGAUACGUUACUCUUCGAAAGCCUACCCUUACAGGUCCCCAAAACUCCAACUCACAACUCCAUUUCAACCGGCAAGCCCUGACCAAUCGUCAGGCAAGCACACGCCGGAAGAUUUCGACCAUGGAUAGUCGCAACCAAACAUCCGUUCAACAAGAACGUUCAACACCGAUCAUUGCAUAUGAAGGAACAUCCAACGGGGCGCUCGUCAGGGGACCAAAUACUGCCUCACUCGCUCAGCCGGCAAGGUCCACAAGCAUACACGAAGUCCACAUUCCUACUGCCUACAACUCCAACAAUCCGGUCUCAGCAGUUCCAACACCUAUCCCACCUCUACCCAGAACCCUGUUACUCUAA